AUGUCUUUGAAAGAUAGAGCCCAGUGGUUGCCCUUUAUCCAACAAGAACUUCCAAAUAGGGUCCAAGAUGAUAACAUCAUAGAUACCCUUAAGUUAAGCUACGAUCCUCUUCCAUCAUAUUUGAAGCAUUGCUUUGCAUACUGUAGCUUAUUCCCGAAAGGUCACAAGAUAGAUGUAAAAUAUAUGAUUCGACUUUGGAUUGCACAAGGGUUUGUUAGCUCUUCGAAUUUGGGUGAGUGCUUAGAAAUUGUUGGUCUUAGGUGCUUUGAGAGUUUGCUGUGGAGGUCCUUCUUUCACGAAGUGGAAAAGGAUGGUUUAGAUAACAUAGAAAGUUGCAAAAUGCAUGAUUUUAUGCAUGAUCUUGCAACCCAUGUCGCUGGUUUUCAGAGCAUCAAAGUGGAGCGUGGACGAAAUAGGAUUCGUGAAAUGACUCGGCACGUGUCAUUUGACACAGAAUUGGAUUUGUCCCAACAAAUUCCAAUUCCUUUGCCUUGUGCAAAAAGUCUGAGAACCCUUAUAUUAUUGCAAGGUGGCGAAUGGGAUGAGGGGCCAUGGGUGUCAAUUUGUCGAGACUUUAGGCAUUUACGUGUGCUUGUUUUGAGUGAUUUUGGAAUGAAGGAAGUGUCACCUCUCAUUGAAAAGAUCAAGCACCUUAAAUAUCUUGAUCUUUCAGAUAAUGAGAUAGAGGCGCUUUCUAAUUCUGUCACCAGUCUGGUAAAUUUGCAAGUGCUCAAGCUCAAUGGUUGUACGAAACUUAAGAAACUACCUAGGGAUAUUGGCAAGCUGAUCAAUCUGAGGCAUCUUGAUGUUGGUUGCUAUCGUGAUGUCAUUGACCGAAAUGGUGGGACCCAGAGCUGGAUAGUGAUUCAGAUAUUGAUUUAUAUUAAAAUGUUGCCAAGCCUCCGGCCAAACUGGAGUCUUCAAGAGCUGAGAGUUGAAGGCUAUGGAGGUAUGAGGUUUCCAAGUUGGGUUUCAAAUAUCUCAAAUCUUGCAAGGAUUUGUCUGGAAAGCUGCAAAAGACUUAAGCAUAUCCCUCCCUUAGAUGGAAUCCUUUCUCUUGAAGAAUUAAGUAUUGUGGGAUUGGAUGAUUUGGAGUACAUAGAUAGUGAGGGGGAUAGAGGAAGAGGAGCGUCGACGUUUUUCCCAUCCUUAAAGACACUUGUUAUCUAUGGUUGUUUUAGACUGAAGGGAUGGUGGAAGAGAUGGAGUAGAGAUGAGAUGAAUGAUGAUAGUGAUGAGUCAACAAUAGAAGAAGGGUUGAUAAUGCUCUGUUUUCCAUGUCUUUCUUCCUUGUUCAUUUCUGAGUGUCCAAAUCUGACUUCGAUGCCGUUGUUUCCAACUCUCGAUGAAGGUCUUUAUUUGCGGAGGACUAGUUCAAUGCCCCUACAGCAGACAAUGAAGAUGACAUCACCAGUCUAUUCUUCUUCUUCUUCUACAUUUACCCGUCCUCUCUCCAAAUUGAAGAGACUAUAUGUAUUCAAUUGA
Populus euphratica (Euphrates poplar) is the source of this 1485-nucleotide messenger RNA. Its product is annotated as putative disease resistance protein RGA4. The coding region runs from base 1 to 1485 and encodes 494 amino acids. Lineage: Eukaryota; Viridiplantae; Streptophyta; Magnoliopsida; Malpighiales; Salicaceae. The transcript is spliced from 2 exons. Gene Ontology annotation, molecular function: protein binding. The record is from RefSeq and is a predicted model, not a curated record. Gene Ontology annotation, biological process: defense response to other organism.